AUGAGUGCACGAGUACGGCCCCCAGUGCCCGGCAGAUUCAGUAACCAUGUCGACUCUGGCGGAAGCCGAGAUGGUGCUGUAUCUUGGGGCGCAUACAAUCUCCGGGCGAGGAAGAUUUCCCGUCAAACGACUCAAGCGAGAUCCAUGGACACUGAUGAUACCCUUAGUGAUAGUGAUAGUUUAUAUACCCCCGGAAACGAUAGACAAAAAUCAAUACCCAACAUUUCACACCAGUCUUUAUCUUCUUCAUUAUCAUCAAGUAGCCAAUUGCUGAAGGAUGAUGCACAGAAAAUAACUCCUGUUAUAUAA
Molecule: messenger RNA, 309 nt
Organism: Parnassius apollo (apollo)
Lineage: Eukaryota; Metazoa; Arthropoda; Insecta; Lepidoptera; Papilionidae
Source: the annotation of a GenBank genome assembly